AUGACAUCAAUGUCUCGUGUUGUACCAAGUAUUCCAUUGAUGGAGAGUUCAAAAUGUAAAGUGAAUAAAUUGAAGGAAGCUGAUCGUCUGAUGAUUGUAUCAGAAUAUACAAAAACAGUCUUAAUGCUUGCUAUCAUACAAAUAUUCAUCACAUUUUGCGUUGUAAUCAUCGCAUCUAAGAUUAUUCUUCGUAUACAAUUUAAGACAAAAUUAGAUUUCACUGUGCAGUUAAUUGUUGCUGGUUUAUAUGUUUUAGUCGCCUUUCUGAUGGUACUACUGAUCGGGGUUGCGAAGAAUAUCAGUGAAAGUUAUCCUCUGAACGUUGUCUUUGUGAUCUUUUAUUCUAUUUUCAUGUCCACAGCACUUGGAUUUUCGAUUACAAAGCCAUGUAUUCCUCUUACAUUUGGAGUUUUCGUAAUCAGCUUGAUAAUCUUCAUAUCUGCUCUUCUGAUUGGUGCAGCAAUCAAGGCACAAUUAGUGGACUAUUCAGCAGCUAUUCUAAUAUCAUUUAGUUUUUUGUCGCUUGUUAUUCUAACAGUUUUUACUGUAUUCAACGUUUGGAAACACAAGGAUGUAGGGAUUGGUGUUGACAUCGGUGCAGAAAUACUGUUAUUUUUUAUAACAAUAUUUGUCAGCCAUUUGACUGUUGGAAAAUCACGAUAUUUUAUCUUCCAUCCAAAUUUUGCUUUGGCAUCAAUAUUCUUGUACACUACGUUUUUCGCCACCCUAUCAGUCAACAUUGAUGUGUCUAAACACUUUCUUAAUAAAACUUCAACACUCUGUACCGAAUCGACUUAAGAACUGAGCUUCAUCUGUUGUUGCUUGUUUAUCGUUGUAUCUUUAUUCAUGUUGAAUGUUGAACACCAUACUGAUUGAAAAUGUGAUUAGUUACAAAUUUGUGUAAAAUCAUAAUAUGUGUGAUACUGGAUUUGAUCAAGAUAACAUGAUGUACACGAUGGACUGUCCAUGUAGCUUUACAUUUUCCAUUUAGAAUAUUAUAA
This is a messenger RNA of Schistosoma turkestanicum, 1001 nucleotides long. The record is from the annotation of a GenBank genome assembly. NCBI's taxonomy places the organism in Eukaryota, Metazoa, Platyhelminthes, Trematoda, Strigeidida, Schistosomatidae.